AUGCUUCUUCGGAUUCUGCAGCUAACACAGUUCACUGAAUUCAUAACACAAUCAGCAUAUUUCUACACGAUCCCUCCUGUGGCGGUGGUCAUAAUGAUUUUGCGGAGCAUGUACCGCCGAUUGAUACUCAUAUUUUCCCAAAAUGUAGAGGAGAUAUGGUCAUUCUGCAAUAGAACGACAUCAUGCAUGACUACCCAUGCAAAUGUGGGCAUGUUCACUGUUCAGUGCUUCGGCCACGGUCAUGAGCCUGAACUCCAUGUUCAGCCCUCUCCAAAAGCCUACCACAUCUUGAACCUGGUUGACCUAUUCUUAAUCGGGGCCUUUGUGGCUGUGUAUCUGACAUUACGCUAUGCUACAAUAAAAUCUAGCGUGCCCAUUGUCCGAGGGGUUGCCGCAGCCAUUCGAAUUAUGCUUGCUCAGAGUACACGAUGGAACGCGGGCAAGACAUCUAGCGAUCAGAACAUAUGCAAUAGUCACCCGAUCUCUACUGAAGCCAAAGAAAGCGAGUUAGCAUCCUAUAGAUAUCCGGCUCUUUCCGAGACAGUAAUGGAUAACUCUGAUGAACAUAGAACACAAGGUCAUCCGCUUCUGAUCAAUGACUCAGAAGCAAAUAGAGCUACGUUCACGGAAAGCAUGUUUGACAAUGCCCUCUUCAACAUAGCUCAGAUGAUAGAAAAGGCAACUUCUUUUAGCGUUAAGUCUGCGGCCCCAACACUCGAGGAAAUAGCAAUACAGAUGCUAACAGAGAAGACUAUGCUUUACAAAGAAGCCCUGUUUUGUUACACCGUUCCUGAGGUAAUUCAAGAGAUCGACCGUUCUCUGGAUAAUUCAUUAAAGAGCAUCAUCAGGGACUUACGUCAGAGAGAAGAUGUGCGCCCUGGACGAAGACUGCAAUCCUACGAUUUCAAUGCACUAGAGCAGCUCAAGAUACAUCGGACAAAUUCCCUUCUAUCUAGUAAUGAAGCCCUGAAAUCCCAUGCGACUGUACGGUUUGCAACUAUCAUGUUUUGCGAUAUCAAAGGGUUCACGUCUCUCAGUGAUAAGAUGCCACUCACGCACCUACUCAAGCUACUUGAGCAGUUCUUUGAAAUCGUCUGCGAUGAGACGGAGAAGCACAGCGGUAAGCUCGGCACAUACCUGGGAGACGGAGCGAUGUGUAUAUGGGAAGCCAGCACGCACUCUGGCCUCAAAGAGACAGGCUUAAAAGGACCAUACAUCAGCUCAUCAAGAAGUGUCAAUCAAGCCAGGUGCAUAAGCACGCUGGAUCAUUCCUCAGGGAUUUCCGACAUCAAUAGUGCCAUUGGCUCGUCAGCUCACAGAUCGCUUGCAUUCUCAUCAACGCCUAGCGGCCAGUUCUUUGACUCGUCUCUUGUCAGAGUAGAGCACGUUCGAAACUCUAUCAAUAGCGCGUGCUUGGCAGCUUUUGCCAUAUUACGACGAAUCCAACAAUCAGGCUCAGCAGACUUGAGAAAACUAGACUGCCGAUUUGGCAUCAAUGCCGGUGACUGCAUGGUUGGUGUCUUCGGGUGUUCAAAGAAGCUUAAUUACACUGCAAUCUCCGACACAGUCAAUGUGGCUAGUCGCAUAGAAACUGCUACACGAAUCUUCAACAGCAAGGUGCUCAUUCAUAGUCACUGUGUUCAGUAUCUUGGUCCAAAGAUAAAGGCGAGGUUCAUGGGGCAAAUCGAGGCGAAGGGAAAAGCAGAGCCCCUAAACCUUUAUGAAAUAGUCGAAGCGUCCCCAGAAUAUCAGGCACUUGUGGAUAUAACGAUGCAAGUACAGCUUCUGUAUGAAGCAGGGAAGGUCUUCGAUUGUCUCCAGCUCUGCUACGAAACUCUGGAUACUUAUCCCGGAGACGAAAUCAUCAAAGCUUAUGUUGACAAGUGCGUCAGCGAGCUAAAAAAUCCUCAGGUCUACAUACCUUUUUAA
This is a messenger RNA of Giardia duodenalis, 1929 nucleotides long. Its product is annotated as Adenylate cyclase. NCBI's taxonomy places the organism in Eukaryota, Fornicata, Diplomonadida, Hexamitidae. The record is from RefSeq and is a predicted model, not a curated record. Bases 1 to 1929 code for a protein of 642 amino acids. The transcript has a single exon. Gene Ontology annotation, biological process: cyclic nucleotide biosynthetic process; intracellular signal transduction.